Molecule: messenger RNA, 2316 nt
Organism: Chanos chanos (milkfish)
Lineage: Eukaryota; Metazoa; Chordata; Actinopteri; Gonorynchiformes; Chanidae
Gene: pde4d
Product: phosphodiesterase 4D, cAMP-specific
Exons: 15
Coding region: 1-2316 (771 amino acids)
Biological process (GO): signal transduction
Molecular function (GO): 3',5'-cyclic-nucleotide phosphodiesterase activity
Source: RefSeq, a predicted model, not a curated record
AUGGCCCAGCAAGGGACGGUGGGCCACCAGGACACCCUGGCCGUGCCCCCCAUGCCCAAACACGCCGGACUGAACGAGGACCUGGUAAAGAUACUGCGGGAGAACCUGCUGCAGCAGGAGAGACCCAGGCAUCACCGCCGGUCCCCGUCUUCCAUCUCUCCCCGCCUGUCUCCCAGGAACUCCCCUCGACUCCUCCGGAGGAUGCUCCUCAACAACAACAUUCACAAGCAGAGACGCUUCACCGUUGCGCACACAUGCUUUGAUGUGGACAAUGCAGCGUCGUCUGGGCGGAGUCCCCUGGACCCCAUGGCCAGUCCAGGUUCAGGUCUCAUCCUCCAGGCCAAUUUCGUGCACAGCCAGCGGAGAGAGUCAUUCCUGUACCGCUCAGACAGCGACUACGACCUGUCGCCCAAGUCCAUGUCCAGAAACUCCUCCAUAGCAAGUGACAUACAUGGAGAUGAUAUGAUUGUUACGCCUUUUGCACAGGUUCUGGCUAGUUUAAGAACAGUACGGAAUAAUUUUGCUGCACUUACAAAUGUACCACAAGAAAGACCAUCCAACAAGAGAUCGCCCAUGUGCAACCCACCCCCCAUCACCAAGACAACCUACACAGAGGAGGCCUACCAGAAACUGGCCACCGAAACCCUGGAGGAGCUGGACUGGUGUCUGGACCAACUGGAAACUCUACAGACCCGGCAUUCGGUCAGCGAGAUGGCAUCCAAUAAGUUCAAGAGGAUGUUGAACAGGGAGUUAACCCAUCUGUCGGAGAUGAGUCGGUCAGGAAACCAGGUGUCUGAAUAUAUCUCCAGCACCUUUUUAGACAAGCAACAUGAGGUGGAGAUGCCCACACCUCAGACGCAGAAGGACAAGGAGAAGAAGAAGAGGCCCAUGUCCCAAAUCAGCGGCGUUAAGAAGCUCACACACAGCUCCAGCCUCACAAACUCCAACAUCCCCCGCUUUGGCGUCAAGACCGAGACGGAGGACGCGCUGGCUAAGGAACUUGAAGAUGUAAACAAAUGGGGCCUUAAUGUUUUCAAAGUCACAGAGUUCUCUGGGAACCGGCCUUUAACCGUUAUGAUGUACACGAUAUUCCAGGAGAGAGAUUUGUUGAAAACAUUCAAGAUCCCAUUAGACACCUUUAUAACCUAUCUGAUGACCUUAGAGGAUCAUUACCACGCAGAUGUCGCCUAUCACAACAACAUCCACGCUGCCGAUGUCACUCAGUCCACGCACGUGCUGCUGUCUACCCCUGCUUUAGAGGCUGUUUUUACCGACCUGGAGAUUCUCGCCGCCAUUUUUGCCAGCGCGAUUCACGAUGUCGAUCACCCCGGUGUUUCCAACCAGUUCCUUAUCAACACCAACUCUGAGUUGGCUCUUAUGUAUAAUGACUCGUCUGUCUUGGAGAACCAUCACUUGGCUGUGGGUUUUAAGCUGCUGCAGGAGGAGAACUGUGACAUCUUCCAGAACCUGACCAAAAAACAGAGACAGUCUCUGCGCAAGAUGGUCAUUGACAUAGUCCUGGCUACUGAUAUGUCUAAACACAUGAAUUUAUUAGCUGAUUUGAAAACGAUGGUGGAGACCAAAAAAGUGACCAGCUCAGGUGUUUUACUAUUGGACAACUAUUCAGACAGAAUACAGGUUCUGCAGAACAUGGUCCACUGUGCAGACCUCAGUAAUCCCACUAAGCCUCUGCAGCUGUACCGACAGUGGACGGACCGCAUCAUGGAAGAGUUCUUCAGCCAGGGAGACCGAGAAAGAGAACGGGGAAUGGAGAUCAGUCCCAUGUGUGACAAGCACAAUGCCUCAGUAGAAAAGUCACAGGUGGGCUUUAUUGACUAUAUUGUACACCCACUGUGGGAAACAUGGGCAGACCUGGUCCACCCAGACGCACAGGACAUCCUAGACACACUGGAGGACAACCGUGAAUGGUACCAAAGCACUAUCCCCCAGAGUCCCUCCCCCGCACUGGACGAUCCCGGGGAGGGCAGGCGGACCGGGGGAGCGGAGAAGUUCCAGUUCGAACUCACUCUGGAGGAGGACGGAGAGUUGGACACAGAUAAGGACAGUGGCAGCCAGGCUGAGGAGGAGGAGGAAGAGGAGGAGGAAGAUGAUAAUAGUUGUAGUGACUCUAAAACGCUUUGCACACAGGACUCCGAAUGCACGGAGAUCCCAUUGGACGAACAGGUUGGGGACGGAGAGGAGAACGAGGAGGAUGAUGAGGAUAGAGAAGGAGAGAGGGAGUCCUCAGAACCUUGUGUUUUAGUGGAGGCAGAGGAAGAGGAUGAAGCCGAAGAGGAAGAAGCUGCCAAUACGUAA